This is a messenger RNA of Varroa destructor (honeybee mite), 2346 nucleotides long. RefSeq lists its product as uncharacterized. NCBI's taxonomy places the organism in Eukaryota, Metazoa, Arthropoda, Arachnida, Mesostigmata, Varroidae. The record is from RefSeq and is a predicted model, not a curated record.
UGUGAGCGUUGUCCAAAUUGAUACGGCUCGCAGUCCGACCAAAGACGAAUCUAACGGUGACGUUGAAUCGGUGGCUUCGGCUGUCAGACGCGAUCGCCCCCAGUUCGUGCCACGCCGUCGUUCGGAGGCCGGCAGCACACCCCUCCGAUAGGCCGGCUAUAUUUUUGUUGUCCUUUUUUUGCCACAACGACACCAGCAUGGGCCAGCAAGCGUAGGGCCACCGGGCCGACUCUCGGCCGCUCGUCCUGUUGCGUGUCGUGUUGUCCUGUGUUCGUUAUGGGUGUUCUGCUGCCGCUCGUGAUUUCGUUACGUGCCGUUUGUUUUGUUCACGUCUGUGGCUGAUAAGUUUUCGUGGCCUGUACACUCGAAAUACAUUGCACGAGUCUACGUUAGCGUACUGUUCGUGCUGUGACGUGGGUGUUCGUCUAACGAACGUGCUCUCUUGUUCGGGCCCUCGGCCAUCUCUGCUGUUGCAACCCAUACUUUGUGCUUUGUGAUAAUCCUAAGCAAAGUAAUUCUCACACUUUGCAUUUUAUCUAAGUGUUUAAUUACCAUCGUCGUUGAUCUGGUUAUUGCAAUAAUCAUUUGUUACCCUACACAAGGAUCAUUAAAAAUCGAACUACACAGCUUCAAGAACGCAGUGUACAUUCCUGUACAGUGUCCUACCUCCAUUUUAAUGGUUAUCUAUACCACCAUCGCGAUCUAUUCGGCCCAAACGUGAUGAUAGGUGAAUUCUGACUUCUGCACGCAGUUGCCUAAAGUAUGUUAGUUUGUUCUUAUAAUUACUUGUAAUUAGCCUAUCAUUGUGUGAACUGUGUCAUCCGUUCGCGUUGACUGCUUCAGGUAAAGAUCUCUGUUGCUGUUCCCUUUCAAACGUCUUCUCUGUGCCUGGAUGCCUAUGUGCCAUAUUUGAGCAUGAUAUCGUGCUGUCGGCGUGCAUAAACUGUGUCACUGUUAAGUAUUAACCUCCGUCCUAUGGUGGGGUGUAUGUGUGUGUUAACGUGUACGGCUUUUGCUAGAAUAAACAAGGAACUUCCACCUGCCAGCUUCCCAGCUCAGUUUCCAGCAAAACACAACCUCGUGGCCUUCCAGGUUGUCCUACCUGGCUACCGUUGAUUUCCUGUGCUACUGUGUCCAUAUCACCAAGGUUUUUUGUUCAGCGAAUUUAUUCAAAGCGUUCGAGAUUCUUUCGAAAGAAGGCGGAAGGUGACGCGUCAGCGUGCAAACGGCGUAGUUUUCGAUGCUGCUUUUAGCGUUCGCUAGUGUUAUGCUUCGUACAUGUCAUUGUUGUUGUAGCUCUUAUCGUAACUGUUGUGCCCCCUCAGCUGUCAGUCCCGUAUCGGUACUUUCACCAUACAUUGGAUUUAGUACGGACGUGCCUUUGUGCUACGACUAUGUAUGCCGCGUAGACUUACAUGUGAAACCGUGACGUGUUGUCGUUCUUCAGUUCUAAUUCGUUGGCGCUGUUUUGUGCUCGUGGUCUGUGCCGUGGCUGACUUGUCGACUUCAUCCCGAGAUGUAAAACCGAUGCAACAUGUGGUCCUCAAUCGGCCUCAAACUCUGUGCCAUGGUCGCUAUCAUCAUUGGUGUAUUACCGAAUGGAAAGAUAAGCGUUCGGCUAAAACCGCCUCCCGAUAAAUCAGACGUGACAUUCUUCAAUGCAUCUCUAGUCACUCAUACGCUCAGCAGUGAUUUUCUCCACACUUAUGCGGCGCAUAUGUACGGCGCGUUGAACCUUCAUUCAAAUGGCCAGCGAGGAAAUGGAAUCGUGAUAGCAGAUUCGCCUUUACACAGGUCGCAUUCUCGCAAAAAGCGGUCUGUGCUACAGCUAGCGUCAAUGCUCAAAUGUGUAUCUGGAUGCAGUCCUCUUGCCUUUCAUGGCUAUGGCUGUUUCUGCGGUUACAUGGGCGACGGAUCCCCAGUUGAUCCAAUCGACAGCUGCUGUCUUGAGCAUGACUGGUGCUAUUCGUCAACGCAAUGUUCGCACGUAGCCACGUACUUCCUACCGUAUGACUGGAGCUGCGAUGGACCGGGGUAUGCUUAUUGCGGCUUCUCGGAUUCGGCAAGUCCGCACGCCCGUUGUGGUCAACAGCUUUGUGAGUGCGAUGUUGCCUUCGCCAAGUGCAUAUCGCGUUACCCGUGCCCAAACCAUCGAGCUGGCUGUCGUCAAGGGCGCUCCCUUCUUCGCCGAUUAUUCGGCGGAAAAAGAUAACACAAGCUGAGCUCUGUUCUCGAAGGCUGGCGUCGAGGACAGAGUGAAGACCCCUCUGCGCAAGAAGCCAUCGACGAAGCGUUAGAUUAUCUCCUCGAUGACUCCGUUGAUGACAUAAACAGUGGCACAAUUAA